Vidua macroura (Pin-tailed whydah) is the source of this 2762-nucleotide messenger RNA. It is a transcript of the gene METTL14, whose product is annotated as methyltransferase 14, N6-adenosine-methyltransferase subunit. The record is from RefSeq and is a predicted model, not a curated record. Gene Ontology annotation, molecular function: mRNA binding. Gene Ontology annotation, cellular component: nucleus; RNA N6-methyladenosine methyltransferase complex. NCBI's taxonomy places the organism in Eukaryota, Metazoa, Chordata, Aves, Passeriformes, Viduidae. The transcript is spliced from 14 exons. Bases 857 to 2236 code for a protein of 459 amino acids.
AAGAAGGAUCGAUCCUAUAUCGCGUCCGCAACUUUCCCUUGUGGCCGAGCUCAGUGCGCGUGCGCUCCGUGGCCUCGCCCAGCGCCCGAAGCCUCGCCCCCAGCCCGGGGCCCCUGUAGUGCUCAGUUCCCGCCGCCGGCGCGUGAGGCUGGGUUGUGUGCUGAUGGGGCUCCGCGUGGGCGGGCGCGCAGCGCGGCCGUUGGAGCUAAGGAGGACGGGCGCCGGAAGCGGUGGGGAAGGGUGAAGGUGAAGUGCCAGUGGCGGCGGUACUCGCGGGUCGGGCGCCUUCUCCUCCACAGCGGCAAAGGAGCUGAGCGUAACAGACAGAAGUUCCACAGGAGUACAGAAGCUGAAAGCAUGGAGACGUAGUUGUUAAAGAUCCUCUUCCCAAAAAGUAUGUGUCUGGCUGUGCCUAAUAAGCUCUUCAGAGAUUUCCCAGUGACAGUGGUGGAAGAACUUAGCCAUGUAUAUACAGCAAAACACACAAGAGGAUUGCUAAAGCGAAAGUUUCUAAAGGAUCAGAAGAUGAAGCAAGAUAGGAAGGUUAACCUACGAAUAACCACGCUGGAUAUUGGAAUUGGAUAUAAAGGAUAGACUUUAGAAAAACCGACCAGUUGAUUAAGUGGUCACAGUUGUGACACGGCCUGAGCCGGGUGUCGCCUCAGGCGUGGUCCGUGCACCGCAGCGGCUGAGUGAACGUGAACUUGACAUCUACACCUGAACAUCACCCGCAUCCCACGGAAACGGGCGGUGUGUUGGCACUCCCUGCGGGAAUUGCUCGGCACGGAAGUGACGCGCGGGCGGGAAGUGACGGCGGCGGCGGCGGGAGCGCGGGAGCGCGGGGCCGGUGUGGGCCAUGAACAGCCGCCUGCAGGAGAUCCGCGAGCGGCAGAAGCUCCGCCGCCAGCUCCUCGCUCAGCAGCUGGGGGCCGAAAACGCGGACAGCAUCGGCGCCGUGCUCAACAGCAAGGAUGAACAGCGGGAGAUCGCGGAAACCAGGGAGACCUGCAGGGCUGCUUAUGAUACUUCUGCACCAAAUGCAAAACGUAAAUAUCCAGAUGAGGGAGAAGCUGAUGAGGAAGAGAUUGAAGAAUAUAAGGAUGAAGUAGAGCUGCAGCAAGAUGAAGAAAACCUGCCUUAUGAAGAAGAGAUUUACAAAGAUUCCAGUACCUUUCUUAAGGGCACUCAGAGCUUAAAUCCACACAAUGAUUACUGCCAGCACUUUGUGGAUACAGGACACAGACCCCAGAACUUCAUCAGAGACGUUGGCUUAGCAGAUAGGUUUGAAGAAUAUCCAAAACUUAGAGAGCUCAUCAGAUUGAAGGAUGAGCUGAUAUCUAAAUCUAACACUCCUCCCAUGUAUUUGCAAGCAGACUUGGAAGCCUUCGAUAUUAGGGAACUGAAGUCCAAAUUUGAUGUGAUUCUCCUGGAGCCACCAUUGGAAGAAUAUUACCGAGAGACUGGCAUUACUGCCAAUGAAAAAUGCUGGACCUGGGAUGACAUCAUGAAAUUGGAAAUUGAAGAAAUUGCAGCCCCAAGGUCAUUUGUGUUUCUGUGGUGCGGCUCAGGCGAGGGUCUGGAUCUCGGCCGAGUGUGUCUGCGCAAAUGGGGUUACAGAAGAUGUGAGGACAUUUGCUGGAUUAAAACAAAUAAGAACAACCCUGGCAAGACCAAGACUCUAGACCCCAAGGCUGUCUUCCAAAGAACCAAGGAGCACUGCCUCAUGGGCAUCAAGGGCACCGUGCGCCGCAGCACCGACGGGGACUUCAUCCAUGCCAAUGUUGACAUUGACCUCAUCAUCACUGAGGAGCCUGAAAUCGGCAACAUAGAGAAACCUGUGGAGAUUUUUCACAUCAUUGAGCAUUUCUGCCUUGGGCGACGGCGGCUUCACCUCUUCGGGAGAGACAGCACAAUUCGACCAGGUUGGCUGACAGUGGGACCCACUCUCACAAACAGCAACUUCAACGUGGAAACGUAUUCUUCGUAUUUCACGGCUCCCAAUUCCCACCUGACUGGCUGCACUGAGGAGAUCGAGAGGUUGCGGCCCAAGUCCCCGCCGCCCAAGUCCAAGUCUGACCGGGGUGGAGGUGCUCCCAGGGGAGGAGGAAGAGGAGGUACUUCAGCAGGACGAGGAGAAAGGGGCAGGGAGAGGAACAGAACCAACUUCCGCAGUGAGCGGGGCGGCUUCAGAGGGGGCCGUGGAGGGACCCAUCGAGGGGGCUUCCCCACCCGCUGAGGAGGUGACGGCUGCUUCCCCUGCUUACGCCUUGUCUGGGAAUCUUUCCUGUAGUCUUGUUUUUCCUACAGUGAAUUCCUCUGGGGACUCAAGCUAGAUGACUGUUACAAUUGUUUUUGGUGCACGCCAUUCCAGACAGUCGGAGUUGCAGUCUGGCACAGCCCCUCACCUGGCCAUGUCCUGCAUGGGCAGCACUGAACUCAGAGCAGAGAGCACCAGCCCUUCAUACCAUGGGUAGGAUGGAAAUGACCCCCUUGCUCUCUGCUUAGGAACCUUGCAACGUGGAGACUUCUUUUUUGACUUCAUUUUCUCCAAAACGUGGAUUCCUCCUUUGUCUUUGGAGGUUUGGGUUUGGACUGACUUGCAUUAAUAUGAUGGAGCAGGCAUGAAAUGCAGUUCUGAAUUGCAUGGCUACAGCAGACUUGCUGUCCUAUGGAAGAAAAAUUGCUGUGUCUGUAUUGACACUUAUUUUAACUUCUCUGAAAUGAAGGAGCAAAUGAAAUAAAUAGAAUUCUAUUUUUUCUUA